AUGGACCUCAAUCUCUAUGUAUUGACCGCUAAUUGCGCUCGUGAGCCUAUCGAUGUCGACCUUUUCGCUAAACAUUUUUUUGAUCCCCUUUCCACUUCGAGCGCUCAGAGCUUCCCUGCGCCCGAGCUCAUCGUGCUCUCCCUGCAAGAAAUAGCUCCGAUCGCCUACUCUUUCUUGGGUGGAUCGUACCUCGCUCCAUAUUUUGAAGCAUUCGUCCAAGCGGUCAAGAAAGCUACUGCAGAGCAAUGGAACGAAUCUUACGUGAACCUGGUCAAAGACCACACAGGCAUGACAGGGUUGAUGGUCUUUGCGCGCACUGAUAUUUCCUACAAAGUCCCGUGGGUUGACAUGGCUCAUGUUGGCUUUGGUUUCCAGGAAAUGGGCAAUAAGGGAGCCGUAGGAGCUCGUCUAGGCUACAUUGUGGAUGAAGACUCUAAUAAGUCUGUCGAUUUGACCUUUGUUGCGGCGCACCUGGCGCCCUUUGAGAAUGGUCUUGAGCAGAGAAAUUUGGACUGGAAAAGCAUCGUUGAGCGCCUAGUGUUUUCUCAUCCGAAAGAUAUUCAAGGAAAUUCAAGCACAGACGAGAAUACCGCUCUCUUGAACCAUCAUCAGUCAUCUUCUCACUCAGAAGACAGUCGCCGAGAUCUUUUCGCACCAAACUCCUACGUCUUCCUCGCUGGAGACCUGAAUUACCGCACUUCCCAUGUCAGCCCACUGAAGACAGACCUUGGCCGCUUCCCACGUCGUUGCGUCGACCGCGACGACCCAUCACACUAUUCGCACCUCUUGAAAAACGACCAACUGAUGCGCGAGAUGCAUGACGGUCGAAGCUUCCACGGCUUAACAGAAGCGCCGAUUGAGUUCCCACCAACGUACAAAUACUCCGACGCGGCACGCCAGGCAGCAAAAUUGGGAAUCGACACUGACCCCGAAUGGCAAUGGUCCAGUCACCGCUGGCCCAGCUGGUGUGAUCGAAUCCUCUUCCUUGACAGUCCCUUCUGGGCCGGUGAAGGCGGACAUGUCAGGCCCCAAGCAUACGAUGCACUGCCACUACUCCCGCAGUCAGACCACCGCCCCGUCGCGCUAGCUGCAACGAUCCCUCUCAGCCAUGCUGAGCCCACAACAGGUCACAUGGAUAUGCAAUCCAAAGCGUUGGCUCCAUUUGCAAUUGACCCCAGCUGGAAGAGUCGGCGGGAUGUUGCUCGGCGGAAGGAGUUGGUGGUCGGUAUGUUUGCCUAUCUGGGGCUAACCUGGGAAGGGAAUGGGCUGCUCCUUGCAUCGACACUGGGACUUUUAGGCGCAUGGAUUGUGCUUCGGUCUCUUUGGGAAAUCUAA
This is a messenger RNA of Penicillium maclennaniae, 1335 nucleotides long. RefSeq names its product putative inositol 5-phosphatase. Gene Ontology annotation, biological process: phosphatidylinositol dephosphorylation. Gene Ontology annotation, molecular function: phosphatidylinositol-4,5-bisphosphate 5-phosphatase activity. The transcript has a single exon. Lineage: Eukaryota; Fungi; Ascomycota; Eurotiomycetes; Eurotiales; Aspergillaceae. The record is from RefSeq and is a predicted model, not a curated record. The coding region runs from base 1 to 1335 and encodes 444 amino acids.